CAGUUUUAAACCCGAAAAAACCGGAAAAACUGAGAGUGGUAUUUGACUGUGCCGCCAAGUUUGCAGGCGUUUCUCUAAACGAUAUGAUUUAUCAGGGUCCCGACACAACUGCGGAGUUAGUGUGUAUACUAUUGCGUUUUCGCAAGGAAGCAGUCGCAAUCUCUGCGGAUGUGGAAGAAAUGUUCAUGCAAGUAAAGGUCCCUGAGUCUGAUCGAGGAGCCUUAAGAUUUCUGUGGUGGCAAGAGGGAGACAUGGCGAGGGAACCAUCCGAGUUUCAAAUGACAUCUCAUCCAUUUGGUGCCACAUCAUCGCCGUUUUGCGCGAACUUCGCCUUGAAUAAGACGGCACAAAUAUUCUCUGACGGUUAUGAUGGUUAUGUCGUAGAUGCUGUUAAGAAUAAUUUCUAUGUUGAUGACUGCUUGGUAUCCUUUCCCACUUGUGAUCAAGCAAAGAGUUUCGUUAAGCAGAUAAGUGAAUUAUUAUGUAGGGGAGGUUUUAAACUAAAGAAAUGGGUUACUAACUCGGAGGAGGUAAGGACCAUCUUGCCCGAUGUAUGUAAAGAAGAGUCCUUGAUAGAAAUGUCAGCGAGUUAUGACACUACACAUCGAACUCUAGGAGUAGAGUGGGAUUUUAAACGAGAUGUAUUCAAGUUUUACUUCGAUGCGCCUGAAAGGCCUCUGACUAGGAGAGGGAUUCUAUCUAUAGUUUCUUCUCUGUUCGAUCCUUUGGGUUUAAUUGCUCCAGUCUGUCUUACUGCCAAGGUUCUCUUGCAAAAACUAUGUAAGUCUCAAUUAGGCUGGGAUCAGCCUCUCAACGAGCCAUACGUGUCGGCGUGGCUAAAUUGGGUAAACUUUAUGCGUCAAAUAGGUCAUGUUACGGUAGAUAGGGGUAUCAAGAAGAGAAUUGACGAACCCGACGCGGAAGUAGAAUUGCACCUGUUCAGUGACGCUUCAGAGAUCGGUUACGGAGCAGUCGCGUACGCUCGAGUCAGUUAUUUGAAGGAACAACCCUACUGUAUUUUGUUAUACAGCAAGUCUAGGGUAGCACCUAUCAAACAGAUCACUAUACCGAGGCUAGAGAUGGCAGCGGCAGUGUUAAGUGUGAGGCUUAGCGAAGUCUUACGGAGAAGUCUGCCUAAUUUUUUCUGUAAGGUAAACUUCCAUACAGAUUCCAUGGUAGUAUUGUACUACAUCAAGAAUAUCGAGAAUCGCUAUAGCACCUAUAUAGCUAACCGUCUCGCCAUUGUGCAUCAGUAUACGAAGAUUGAACAAUGGAGUUAUGUAAGGUCGUCACAGAAUCCAGCUGAUUGGACCUCGAGAGGUAUACAAAAAAUGUCAGAUCUUGAGCUUUGGUUCAAAUGUCCUACCUUACUGCAUGGCGAAUUUUGUACAGCAAUCACUGACUGUCCGGAACCUACUCCUGACGAUAUUGAGUUUAGAAAAACUGCCGUGGUUAACUUGAGUAGUAUAAAGUACAACAUGUCACCUAUUCUCGCUUAUUAUUCUGAGUGGUUGAAAUUAGUCAGGGCCGUAGCCUGGCUUAGAAGGUUCAUAGAAUUUCUGAUGGUGCUUCGUUCACCGAGUCAUGAAGGAUCCGUUCAUCUAGGGUGUUUAAAGGUCAAAGAACUUGACGUCGCCAAGCGUAAAAUUUUGUUGAUGGUUCAGAAAGAAGUGUAUGGAGAAAUACUUAGUGGAUUUAAAACCAAUGGUAAGGUAGUUAGUCACAAUGAUCUGAAGGGCUUAUCACCGAUAAUGCUUGAUGGAUUACUCUGUGUUGGAGGCCGACUAAGCUACUCAGAUUUCUCAAAUGCCUUUAAACAUCCAAUAAUAUUGCCCAGUCGACACUUAGUGACAGAAAUGAUAAUUAGACAUUAUCAUAAGGAACAAGGGCACACAGGAACGUCACAAGUACUGGCCACGAUUCGAAAAAGGUAUUGGAUAAUAAAAGGAACCAGCACGGUUAAGAGAGUGAUAGGAAAGUGUGUGACAUGCCGGCGGUAUACGAUGGUUACAGGGCAACAAUUGAUGACACCACUUCCAGCUUGUAGAGUGCAACAAGGAUGGUAUUGCUUCUCAGCCGCGGGAGUAGACUACUUUGGACCCCUUUUUGUCAAAAGAGGAAGAUCACUAGAAAAAAGAUAUGGGUGUGUAUUUACUUGCUUGCAAACCCGAGCAGUACAUAUUGAAAUGACACAUAGUUUGAAUACUGAUUCGUUUAUAAUGGCCUUGCUACGUUUCAUUGGAAGAAGAGGGAAACCUGCAGAAAUUUACAGUGACAAUGGGUCGAAUUUCGUGGGUGCGGUCUCUGAACUAAAGAGAUUUGUGCAACAGUUGAAUCAGCAAAGGAUAGACAAGGAACUGUCAGCUAGACAGAUUCAGUGGCAUUUUAACCCGCCCUCAUCCAGCCACAGGGGUGGGGUCUGGGAAAGGAUGAUUAGGUCUAUACGUAGACUGUUAUUGUUGAUAACUAGAGAACAGACUUUAACUGAUGAGACCUUAAGCAUUUAUUUGAUUGAAGUUGAAAGGAUAUUGAACGAUCGACCCUUAACUCCAGUCGUCCAAGAUGCUAACGAUCAACUAGCCUUGUCGCCAAACAGUCCGUUAUUAUUGAGAGAAUGUGACGGAAUAGUCGAAGAAGGUAGCAUCAGAGAUAAAUAUGACAAACGAUGGAAACAGGUUAAUCAUCUUGCUAAUGUGUUUUGGAAAAGGUGGUUAAGAGAGUAUUUACCGUCUUUACAGAAGCGUCAAAAAUGGUUAGUUGAACAUCGCAAUUUUCAGAAAGGUGAUGUAGUGAUCGUGGCUUCGGACAUAUCGACCCGUGGAAAGUGGCCCUUAGGAGUAGUUGAAGAUUGUAAAAUAGAUGACGACGGAAGAGUUAGAACAGUGGUUGUUCGUACGAACGGUGGGUUAGUCAGAAGAGAUAUACGUAGAUUAUGCCUCCUGGAAGGCACGAAUUAAUUCCUCGCGUAUCAAUGUAAGUAGGUCGAGUAGGCGUACUGUUGUAAGUCCUACUCGUUCCUGUAGUGCGAUAUGUUAUAUAAUGAACCAUGACCGUAGACAUCAAGGUAGCUUGUGUGGUAUGGAGGGAUUUUGGGGGCCGGUGUAAGAUCCAUUUUGAAUGUUUUGUGUGUUUGUGAAAAUCCCUCCAUGUAUAUACUUGUACUUUGUUCCUAUUGAUUCCCUUAGUUGUACAUUGUUGUAUUUUGAUUACAUUUGAGUUGUUAAUACUUGUAUUUUUUAUUAUAGUUUUUGUUUUCUUACGCAUUCACUAAGUUUGUGUUUCUUCCUGAACUGCAUCUGUGUUGUUUUACUUGACACUUGUUCUUGGCGGUAGCCAUAUUGAUUUGUUCCUCCUGUUGUGUGUGAUCUAUCCAGCCAGGAUAGAAUAACGUUGAUUUGUUGUGAUUGAUUUGAUCAAUUGAACAAUUAUUGGUUGGAUAGCUGAGUGGUUAUAUUUGUUUAGGUAAUAAUGUACACUUAAAUUUAUGAUAAAUUAUAGAACCGCUAUCUUACCCAAUUCCUUUGUUUUGGUUUCAAUCGGGCGAGGGCGCGUAUCUAACUCAUCCAGACAGCUGUCCAGCAGUCCAAACGUAGUUUGGAUCUUACAGUUCUAAACAAAUAUUUGGUCGAAUUCGUUUGGCUUUCGUUUCGUUGAUUCCAAUCAUCGUCUCUGGGAAUAUCUGGUCGUUCGCUUCCGAUGCCAAACAAUCGUCGAAGGAAAUUAAGUCCAAGGCUCGUGAAUGUUAAAAGAGAUGAACAAAAGGAUGGAUCCCCUCAAUCAAGGCAAGUGCCUUCUGAUGCUUCUAUGUGUCAUGGUUCAUAUUCUAAUAGGGACGAUUGUAAUUAUAGUGAAUCUAGUUGUGAUAUAAUGGCAGAUGGCAUAGAAAACCUUAAUUUAGACGUGAAGCAAGCAAAAGGCGUAAGGCCUACAGCGUUUUUCAUAGGUCCAGAGUUACCAAAGGUUGAGUUAAGUUAUUUCGACGGUCAACCAAGAGGUUACUGGAAGUUUUUAAGGGAGUUUGAGACCUAUGUGGAAUCAAGGGUCAAGGAUGAUGGUCAACGCUUGCUUUAUUUGAUACAUUAUUGUAAGGGUAAAGCGAAAACAGCCAUUGAGGGUUGUGUUAUGUUGGAAGCCUCUUUUGGUUACAAGAAGGCCAAAGAAAUUCUAAAACGGUUGUUCGGACAGGCGCAUGUAAUCGCUCGGGAGACUUUAGAGGACUUAUUCAAAACUACAAAUGUUGAUUACAGUGAUCCUGAGCAACUAACAAAUCUAGCUAUUAGGAUGGAAAAUUGUUCUAUGGUUUUGAAACAGAUGAAGUAUACUGCCGACUUAAACUCUUUAAUUACCUUAGAGAGAAUAGUAGGACUCUUACCUCAAGUUAUGCAAGCCCAGUGGGCGGACUGGGUAGAUGAAUUGACUGAAGAUAAUAGAGAACCAACCUUUGAUGAGCUUACCCAAUUUAUAGCAUCCCGCGCGAGGGUAGCUAAUAGUAGGUUUGGACGGUUAGCGAAUCGUCCGAGAAAGGGACACAACUUAAAGACAAAUUGUCACUUGCAAUUGGAGCAGGCGAAUAAUUCGAAAGAGAAAGCUAAAUGCAGUGUGUGUUCCCUGGACCAUGCUAUUUAUAAAUGUCCAAAUUUUUUAGCGCUUACCGUUCAAGAGAGAUGGUCUCACGCGAAGGUUAAUGGCAUCUGUUUUGUCUGCCUCAGGCAAGGGCAUAAAGUUAGUGAAUGUAAGCUGGCAAAACGUUGUAACGUUGAGGGUUGUGAAAGGAAACACCAUUCUUUGUUACACAGCGAGAGUGAGAAACCUGGUACCUCGAGUUGUUGCGGAUAUACUAAAUCACUAAUCAGUCAAGUGUGUUUAGGCAUGAUUCCCGUACGGUUGAAAUCGCGAAAAGCCGAGAUUGUGGGUUAUGCUCUGUUGGACAACGGUUCUGAUGUGACACUGAUAAGAUCAAACUGUUUGAGGUCUCUCGGGCUGAGCGAAGACGAAGCAUCAGUGGUAGUUGAGACUGUGGGCGGUAAUAGAACAAUGAAGGUCACGAGUGCGCCUUUUGAGGUAUAUUCUUUAGAUCAAUCUGAACAUGUUACUAUUGAAGGAGCUCUGGUUGUAGCGAGUAUACCAGGUCAUAAGCCAACAAAAUCAGCAAUGAACAACCUAGUUAAAUGGCCACAUUUAAGGGAUGUACCAAUAGGCAACCUAGACUCUGAAGAAGUUCUGCUGUUGAUUGGUUGCGAUGUACCAGAGGCACACUGGGUGUUAGACCAGCGGUUGGGUGGAAGAAAAGGCCCGUACGCUGUGAAGACGUUGUUGGGGUGGACGGUCUUCGGACCUGCGUCAUAUCCGGAAUACAGGAAAAGAGUUGUCAAUCAUACCAGUAAGAUACAGGCUUUGGAGAACGAAAUACGUAAACUUUAUGAUGUAGAGUUCUCUGAUGUUUAUUCAAAUGAUAAAUCAGUAUCAAUAGAAGAUAAGGCGGCUAUAAGUAUUGUAGAAGGGGGCACACGCUUCGAAAAUGGUCAUUUUGUAGUCCCUAUACCAUGGAAGGGGAACCCAGAUAUGAAAGGGGGGAAUUAUGAAGUGGCAAACAGUAGACUACGGAGUUUGAAGCGUAGAUUGUUGAAAGAUGACAUUCUGUAUAUCAAGUAUACAAAAGGUAUUGAAAGUAAUUUUAUUAAGGGCUACGCGGAGAAAGUCCCUGAAAUACAAGUGCAACCUAGUUAUCGACCCCGGUGGUAUUUACCUCACCAUGCAGUUUUAAACCCGAAAAAACCGGAAAAACUGAGAGUGGUAUUUGACUGUGCCGCCAAGUUUGCAGGCGUUUCUUUAAACGAUAUGAUUUAUCAGGGUCCCGACACAACUGCGGAGUUAGUGUGUAUACUAUUGCGUUUUCGCAAGGAAGCAGUCGCAAUCUCUGCGGAUGUGGAAGAAAUGUUCAUGCAAGUAAAGGUCCCUGAGUCUGAUCGAGGAGCCUUAAGAUUUCUGUGGUGGCAAGAGGGAGACAUGGCGAGGGAACCAUCCGAGUUUCAAAUGACAUCUCAUCCAUUUGGUGCCACAUCAUCGCCGUUUUGCGCGAACUUCGCCUUGAAUAAGACGGCACAAAUAUUCUCUGACGGUUAUGAUGGUUAUGUCGUAGAUGCUGUUAAGAAUAAUUUCUAUGUUGAUGACUGCUUGGUAUCCUUUCCCACUUGUGAUCAAGCAAAGAGUUUCGUUAAGCAGAUAAGUGAAUUAUUAUGUAGGGGAGGUUUUAAACUAAAGAAAUGGGUUACUAACUCGGAGGAGGUAAGGACCAUCUUGCCCGAUGUAUGUAAAGAAGAGUCCUUGAUAGAAAUGUCAGCGAGUUAUGACACUACACAUCGAACUCUAGGAGUAGAGUGGGAUUUUAAACGAGAUGUAUUCAAGUUUUACUUCGAUGCGCCUGAAAGGCCUCUGACUAGGAGAGGGAUUCUAUCUAUAGUUUCUUCUCUGUUCGAUCCUUUGGGUUUAAUUGCUCCAGUCUGUCUUACUGCCAAGGUUCUCUUGCAAAAACUAUGUAAGUCUCAAUUAGGCUGGGAUCAGCCUCUCAACGAGCCAUACGUGUCGGCGUGGCUAAAUUGGGUAAACUUUAUGCGUCAAAUAGGUCAUGUUACGGUAGAUAGGGGUAUCAAGAAGAGAAUUGACGAACCCGACGCGGAAGUAGAAUUGCACCUGUUCAGUGACGCUUCAGAGAUCGGUUACGGAGCAGUCGCGUACGCUCGAGUCAGUUAUUUGAAGGAACAACCCUACUGUAUUUUGUUAUACAGCAAGUCUAGGGUAGCACCUAUCAAACAGAUCACUAUACCGAGGCUAGAGAUGGCAGCGGCAGUGUUAAGUGUGAGGCUUAGCGAAGUCUUACGGAGAAGUCUGCCUAAUUUUUUCUGUAAGGUAAACUUCCAUACAGAUUCCAUGGUAGUAUUGUACUACAUCAAGAAUAUCGAGAAUCGCUAUAGCACCUAUAUAGCUAACCGUCUCGCCAUUGUGCAUCAGUAUACGAAGAUUGAACAAUGGAGUUAUGUAAGGUCGUCACAGAAUCCAGCUGAUUGGACCUCGAGAGGUAUACAAAAAAUGUCAGAUCUUGAGCUUUGGUUCAAAUGUCCUACCUUACUGCAUGGCGAAUUUUGUACAGCAAUCACUGACUGUCCGGAACCUACUCCUGACGAUAUUGAGUUUAGAAAAACUGCCGUGGUUAACUUGAGUAGUAUAAAGUACAACAUGUCACCUAUUCUCGCUUAUUAUUCUGAGUGGUUGAAAUUAGUCAGGGCCGUAGCCUGGCUUAGAAGGUUCAUAGAAUUUCUGAUGGUGCUUCGUUCACCGAGUCAUGAAGGAUCCGUUCAUCUAGGGUGUUUAAAGGUCAAAGAACUUGACGUCGCCAAGCGUAAAAUUUUGUUGAUGGUUCAGAAAGAAGUGUAUGGAGAAAUACUUAGUGGAUUUAAAACCAAUGGUAAGGUAGUUAGUCACAAUGAUCUGAAGGGCUUAUCACCGAUAAUGCUUGAUGGGUUACUCUGUGUUGGAGGCCGACUAAGCUACUCAGAUUUCUCAAAUGCCUUUAAACAUCCGAUAAUAUUGCCCAGUCGACACUUAGUGACAGAAAUGAUAAUUAGACAUUAUCAUAAGGAACAAGGGCACACAGGAACGUCACAAGUACUGGCCACGAUUCGAAAAAGGUAUUGGAUAAUAAAAGGGACCAGCACGGUUAAGAGAGUGAUAGGAAAGUGUGUGACAUGCCGGCGGUAUACGAUGGUUACAGGGCAACAAUUGAUGGCACCACUUCCAGCUUGUAGAGUGCAACAAGGAUGGUAUUGCUUCUCAGCCGUGGGAGUAGACUACUUUGGACCCCUUUUUGUCAAAAGAGGAAGAUCACUAGAAAAAAGAUAUGGGUGUGUAUUUACUUGCUUGCAAACCCGAGCAGUACAUAUUGAAAUGACACAUAGUUUGAAUACUGAUUCGUUUAUAAUGGCCUUGCUACGUUUCAUUGGAAGAAGAGGGAAACCUGCAGAAAUUUACAGUGACAAUGGGUCGAAUUUCGUGGGUGCGGUCUCUGAACUAAAGAGAUUUGUGCAACAGUUGAAUCAGCAAAGGAUAGACAAGGAACUGUCAGCUAGACAGAUUCAGUGGCAUUUUAACCCGCCCUCAUCCAGCCACAGGGGUGGGGUCUGGGAAAGGAUGAUUAGGUCUAUACGUAGACUGUUAUUGUUGAUAACUAGAGAACAGACUUUAACUGAUGAGACCUUAAGCACUUAUUUGAUUGAAGUUGAAAGGAUAUUGAACGAUCGACCCUUAACUCCAGUCGUCCAAGAUGCUAACGAUCAACUAGCCUUGUCGCCAAACAGUCUGUUAUUAUUGAGAGAAUGUGACGGAAUAGUCGAAGAAGGUAGCAUCAGAGAUAAAUAUGACAAACGAUGGAAACAGGUUAAUCAUCUUGCUAAUGUGUUUUGGAAAAGGUGGUUAAGAGAGUAUUUACCGUCUUUACAGAAGCGUCAAAAAUGGUUAGUUGAACAUCGCAAUUUUCAGAAAGGUGAUGUAGUGAUCGUGGCUUCGGACAUAUCGACCCGUGGAAAGUGGCCCUUAGGAGUAGUUGAAGAUUGUAAAAUAGAUGACGACGGAAGAGUUAGAACAGUGGUUGUUCGUACGAACGGUGGGUUAGUCAGAAGAGAUAUACGUAGAUUAUGCCUCCUGGAAGGCACGAAUUAAUUCCUCGCGUAUCAAUGUAAGUAGGUCGAGUAGGCGUACUGUUGUAAGUCCUACUCGUUCCUGUAGUGCGAUAUGUUAUAUAAUGAACCAUGACCGUAGACAUCAAGGUAGCUUGUGUGGUAUGGAGGGAUUUUGGGGGCCGGUGUAAGAUCCAUUUUGAAUGUUUUGUGUGUUUGUGAAAAUCCCUCCAUGUAUAUACUUGUACUUUGUUCCUAUUGAUUCCCUUAGUUGUACAUUGUUGUAUUUUGAUUACAUUUGAGUUGUUAAUACUUGUAUUUUUUAUUAUAGUUUUUGUUUUCUUACGCAUUCACUAAGUUUGUGUUUCUUCCUGAACUGCAUCUGUGUUGUUUUACUUGACACUUGUUCUUGGCGGUAGCCAUAUUGAUUUGUUCCUCCUGUUGUGUGUGAUCUAUCCAGCCAGGAUAGAAUAACGUUGAUUUGUUGUGAUUGGUAAAUUUCUUGCAUCCUUUAUCAACUUUCUUAUUUAUUGUAAUUAGAUUUGAUCAAUUGAACAAUUAUUGGUUGGAUAGCUGAGUGGUUAUAUUUGUUUAGGUAAUAAUGUACACUUAAAUUUAUGAUAAAUUAUAGAACCGCUAUCUUACCC
Schistosoma mattheei is the source of this 9316-nucleotide messenger RNA. The record is from the annotation of a GenBank genome assembly. Lineage: Eukaryota; Metazoa; Platyhelminthes; Trematoda; Strigeidida; Schistosomatidae.